Messenger RNA from Linderina pennispora, 429 nucleotides. RefSeq names its product P-loop containing nucleoside triphosphate hydrolase protein. Gene Ontology annotation, molecular function: double-stranded DNA binding; polynucleotide 3'-phosphatase activity; ATP-dependent polydeoxyribonucleotide 5'-hydroxyl-kinase activity. The annotation marks the transcript as partial. The transcript has a single exon. Lineage: Eukaryota; Fungi; Kickxellomycota; Kickxellomycetes; Kickxellales; Kickxellaceae. The record is from RefSeq and is a predicted model, not a curated record. Gene Ontology annotation, biological process: DNA repair.
AUGCCGCAAAUGCUUGUACUCAUCGGCCUGCCGGGCUGUGGUAAAACGGCGUUCGCCAAGCGCCUAGCGGCGCACGGACACAGCUGGGAGCGUAUCAACCAGGACGAGUCCGGCAGCCGGUCCCUGUGCGAGCAGCACGCAGCAAAGUUCCUCAAGGAGGGCAAGAAUGUGGUCAUUGAUCGGUGCAACUUUGACGAGGACCAGCGCAAAAUCUGGGUCAAGAUUGCUGAGGACGCGUUUGCGCCGGUGGACGCGCUGUACUUUGACAUUGACGUCAAGGUGUGCAAGGAGCGUGUCAAGGCACGUACCAGCCACCCGACGGGCGUCGAGGGCAAGUUUGGCUCUGAGGUUGUUGCGCGCUUUGACCGGCUCAUGACCCGCCCGUCGAUUUACGAGGGCUUCCGGUUCAUCCACAACAUCGCCACCCAU